Messenger RNA from Gongylonema pulchrum, 129 nucleotides. The record is from the annotation of a GenBank genome assembly. NCBI's taxonomy places the organism in Eukaryota, Metazoa, Nematoda, Chromadorea, Rhabditida, Gongylonematidae.
UACGAUGAAGGCGGUGAUGAUGGUAACGAAGUUGGUGGUCGUGACGAGAGUCAUAGUGUUGGUUAUGAUAAUGGUGAUGAUGUUGAUAAGCUAACGUUGUUUAUGGUCAUGCUUUGCUUGCUUAUGUAG